GUUUAUCUUUUGCUUGUUUUCUGUGGGGUUUCUCGCCGUGAAUUGAUCACAUUGACUCUUUUUUCCCCGAUCAGAACGAGUCACUCACUCAUGCCACACAUCAGCCAUGUCUGCAUGAAGCCACACACACGUCUCAGUCAAUUUGCACCCCGAUUGACGCUCCUUGUUUCGGUCAACAAACAUGCACCAGCCAAGCAGCACUCACCGCUCACUUCCUUCCCUUCCGUCUAACGACCAUCGUAAAACCCUCCUCAUCUACCACCGGCGCACUCGGCUGGGACCCUCCCUGACUCUGACCACCCCCACUGGCCUCCCCAGUGCUGACUCCCUGCCCUCGCGAUGGCACACCCUCGUCCGUCUGCAUCUCCUCAUCUUCGUCAUGGUUGCUGUCCCCAUCCACGCGAUCCAGCGGUGCACCGGUCUCUGAGGUAAGGAAAGCAGCACAACACGUGCUUCCUCAUGGAUGGUGUCCAGAUGGGUGGUUUGUUUGCUGACUGACCGUCGAUGUAGGUGAAGCCCUGCUGGCCCUUGGAUGCGCUCGCAGGCGCCGCUUGGACCUGAAGGAUCUGCACAAUCCACCCAUCCACGCAGGACAGACAGGCACUACAAACAGUGGGCUUGCUUCUCGCCUGCCGGUUGGUCCGUCCCCUGACCUGAUGUGCGAGCGUGAAGUUGUUGGCGUCGCAUUCCUGGUAGAGUCUCAAGAUCAAACCAGCCACCUCCUCCUGCAACAACGAUGGCCAUCACCACACACGGUCACAACACAGCACUCACUCACUGGCCAUGUGUGUCCGUGUGCGUACCGGGCUGUUGUCCUCUGCGUUGCAGCUGAAGUCCUUCAACAGCCUCUCAAACAAAAAGUCGGCGAGGCGGUCGAUGCUGAUCCGACGCACAGAUGACGCGGCUGUCAGGCAGGCACGCCGGCAGCACAAGCCAAACAGACAGGCGGGUCGAUUGUCAGCCUGUCGUGUUUCGUGUGCGAGUUUUGUUCCUCACGUUGGUUGAUGAACAUGUCCAGGACGGCCUGAUAGAGCUCCUCUCUCUUUUUGUAGGAGUCACGCCCGCCCAUCCCAUGCUCAACACACAACGAAAGCGCCGUCCUGAAACACACACGUCACCACGCCGUCCGAGCAGUCUGGCCGUGAAGUAUUCCGAAGCGUGCUGCGUUUGCGCACCCACCAGUCCUUGAAGACCUUGAGCAAGGCCUGCUGGAACACGUCCACCUUGUUCACCGACGCCAUGGACGAAGCGAGAUUCGCUGAGGUUUGUCCUACGCCCAAUCAGGCGAGCAGGGAAACGCUCGGAAACACAGGAGCGAAGCCGCUUUGUCGCCGC
Molecule: messenger RNA, 1335 nt
Organism: Vitrella brassicaformis
Lineage: Eukaryota; Vitrellaceae
Source: the annotation of a GenBank genome assembly